Molecule: messenger RNA, 1345 nt
Organism: Physella acuta
Lineage: Eukaryota; Metazoa; Mollusca; Gastropoda; Physidae
Product: DNA polymerase subunit gamma-2, mitochondrial
Biological process (GO): mitochondrial DNA replication
Cellular component (GO): cytoplasm; mitochondrion
Source: RefSeq, a predicted model, not a curated record
UAGGCUACUGUGUCUAAGAUGUCAGCUGUAAGAAAGGACCUAGCAACUUUAAUUUCCCUAUUGAAAAUAAGAGGAUUUAUAGAUCAUUCAGCUAUAAAGCAUAAUGGACAAGAAUACCUCAUGAGUGACUAUGGUCCACCUGGUACUUUGCUUCGACAAAACAUUUUAAAACAGUGGUGGGAUGCUGUGGUUUGUAAACAAAAUAAUGUGUAUGCUGUAGAGAGCCCAUUGCUCCAACCUUCAGAUUGCACAUCUGAGAAACAGAUCACAAGAUCAUCAGAUGAAGCAGUUUUAAGAGAUCAGUUACAAAAAGAUUGUUCCUCAAAGUAUCUUCAAGUAUUAAAACUAUCAAAUGGGACAUUACCAUUCUCAAUAGCAAGUGUUGGUUCUUGCUUUUCGUGGAAAGAAAACACUCAGACCACAGAGCCUGAUUUGAAAAAUUUGUUUUUUGGGUUUUCUAACUACACACGACUUAUUGUACAGAACUACACAUCCCCAGCAAAAUCCUACAGUGUGUUUGACUACUGGCUCCAGUUGCGGCUGUCAUGGUGGAAACAGUUCUCCAACAAUCCUGCCAAGUUUUCCGUGAUAUCCGCCUCUAACAACAACCACAAGUCCACCAAUGGUCAAGUGUCUACCCAGGCCUCAGGUGCUACCAAUGGUAAAGAACAGUCACAGAACAGAAUUAUUGUGUACGAGUUUCCCUGGGGAGUUGAACCUAUUGAAGAAGUUAGUAAUUUAGGUGAUGGGCCUUUUCAUCAUGUGGGCAGUGGAGAAAUUGAAAAAUACAUGGGUAAAACAAGUGGAAAAUUGUCUUGCCUUCCAUAUUGUAUCGAGUGCGACACAAACAUUGAAUCUGCAGCAGCUGCUUGGAUCAUCGACAGCUACGUGGAGCGACCUAUCAUCUCAGAUACCAAUACUUCUAAAACAAAAUUGGCCCAGGUUCUCAAGCUUCACUCUAAAAUAGCACCCUAUCAAGUUUCAUUAGCUGUCCAGACAUCACCAGUAUCCAAUGAGCUACGUCAUAUAUGUACUCACUUAGAAAAGGAAUUUAAAAAAGCCAACAUUUCAUUAUUUAAUGCAUCUGAUCACGGAAGCACAAUUGAUGCACAUUUUAAAAGAAAUGAUCAACUUGGAAUCCCCUACACUGUGAUUGUUAAUGAACGUACCCCCACAGAUGGACUUGUAGUUACACGCCACAGAGACACCCAGAUACAGGUACCUUCACAUAUGACAGAAAUAGUUAAUGAUUUGAAGCAUAAUCUGGAUGCUCAAUUGGUGCACUAAAAUAAAUAAUUUAAAAUCUAGUGUUUGUUAUUUUCACUCAUUUUAAAAAGAAGUUAAA